Molecule: messenger RNA, 2180 nt
Organism: Prorocentrum cordatum
Lineage: Eukaryota; Dinophyceae; Prorocentrales; Prorocentraceae
Source: the annotation of a GenBank genome assembly
GGGCGGGAGCUGUCCACGGAGGACUCGAGCGCGGUGCCUGAGAUGAUCGAGCGCGAACUGCGGGCUCAGCGCAUGGACAGGCUGGAGAGGGCGGUCGGGGGCGAGAUUAGGCUGCAGGGCAUCGCUUGCGCCCAAGUUCCCAUCGCGAACGAGGAGGGGGCCCGCCACGCCCGCCAGGGCGAGGGCGGCCUCUUUCAGGCCAUGGAGGUCGACGAGGACGGCCGCCGCUACGGGCCAGACGGCCAGGCCAUGGAGGGCCAGGUGGACGAGGUCGCCGCCAGCCAGGCCGAGGAGGCCCAGAUGGACGAGGGCGCCGCCAGCCAGGCCAUGGAGGGCGAGGUGGGCGAGGUCGCCGCCAGCCAGGCCAUGGACGAGGUCGCCGCCAGCCAGGCCAUGGACGAGGUCGCCGCCAGCCAGGCCAUGGAGGGCGAGGCGGGCGAGGUCGCCGCCAGCCAGGCCAUGGAGGGCCAGGUGGGCAUGGGCGGCGAGGACGCUGACACAGAGCUGAGGGGCCCGACAGCGUCGGCGUCGGAGGACAAGGUCGAGGCCACGGUCCCUGCUGGCGACGAGGAGGUGCAAUUGGCCAGGGACAUGGAGCGCUCCGCGACGGGGGCGGCUGAGGAGCUCAUGACGGGGUCUAAGGCCAUGGCGAGGCCACCGCAACAGCAGCCCGAUAUCGACGCUGGCGAGUUUGUGCCGCACCAGGUCCAGGAGGAUGGGGCCACCGCGGGCGCGCCGCCAGCCCCGUUGGCUGAGGACGCGCCGCCAGGCCCGUCAGCUGCGGCGGCGACGCGCGCCCAGUCAGACAAGCCGACAUCGGCACCAGUGAACGUCAUGGACGAGAAGAUCCGAGUCCAGGUGGAGGCGGCGAGGAAGCUGCUCGCGUCCAGCGUGCAGUGCCAGAUGAAGAUGAGCGAAUGGAGCAGCCGCUACGGUGGGGCCGUCAUCAAGACGCUCCUUGAGCAGCAGUUCAAUGGGCAGCCGGAGGGCAUGCUCAGCGCCCAGGCGAUCCUGAACCUUCUCGACGCGGUGGCCCAAAAGGAGGGCGGAGCCCUUCUCGACGCGGAGAGCUCGGCAGAAGAUGUCGCCCGUCCCCCCCGCGAGGGCAAGGCGGCAGUGGGCGGGCUCCCGCCGCUCCCGAGGGGAGACUCAGAGCUCGUCCUCGCGCCAGGGGCCGCGAAGAGCUUGGAGUCGAGGCUCAGCGAGAUCGCGGCGAAGCGCACCCUGUCCGAGGCGCAGGGCAACAUAAAGAGCGUCCCCGCUGAGGUCUUGGCCCAGAUCGAGCAGCUGCAGACUGGGAUUAACGAAGGCCUCAAGGCGAGGAGCAACGUCUACCAGCAGUUUGGCAGGUGGCUGGCGCAGAAGAUCAAGCAGGAUCCGAAGUUCGCUGAGGACUGGGAUGCGAAGGCAGCAGACGACCGCCGCGACAACAGGACCGAGUGGGCUCAGAGGAAGCUGACGGAGCUCAAGCGCAAGUACAUCCACAAGCGCGCGUGCAAGAUGGUGGACGAGAGCGUCGGGACCUACUUCUCGUUCUCCCGCAUCGUCGAGAACGCGACCGCCGCGCGGCGGUACUGCGAGGCGCGCAUCGCCAUGGGCGGCGAGUGGCUGACGUACUGCUCGCUCACGCAGCGCGCGAAGUUCUUCUACGUCUCGCCCCAGCGCCGCGAGGUGAUGGAGAUGAGCUGGUCCGAGCACAUCGAGAACGAGGAUCAUGCCGCUGCCGCGACGAAGAGGGAGGCCCCUGAAGAGGGCGGGGCCGAGCAGCCCAACGCCAAGAGGGGGCGGCGGGGGAGGGCCGCCACUGACGGUGCCGACCCCCGCGCGGAGAUCACGCCAGAGCAGGCCGCCGCGAAGGAGGCCAAGAAGAAGGUGGCGACGGCUGAGCAGGCCGCCAAGAAGAUGCUGUCGCAGUUCCAGCAGCUCACGCAGUCGGUGGACACCAUCAAGCACUGCAUGGCUGCGAUGCCCGAGUGGAAGCGGCUCAAGGACCACAAGAAGAACAUGGACGACCUCGGUGCCGUGGAGAAGGCCGUUGCCUACAGCCGCACGGACCUCUUCAACCGCAUUAUGAGCGAGGAGAUGAAGAUGAUCAAGAAGGACUACGCCGACGCCGACAUUGUCAGGGACUUCAAUCAGAUCGUGACGAAGACCGCAGGGGUGGCAUUGUGGGGCAGCAU